AUGAAUGCUCAAGUUUCUAUUCUGAAAGGCUCCUACAACCUCAUCUGCUUUCCCCACCAACUCUACUCCUUCCUGGUCCAGCCCAUUAUCCGCACCCUCAUUCCCCAGACCCAGGACCUCAACAUCUCCUCCCAUGCCCCCGAGCACGAGCUCGACGGCCUGACUCCCGACCAGCAGCACCGCUUCCUCAACAUCUCCAUUACCCCCAUCGAGUGCUCCCUCGUCGUCCACGCCUCCUGGGCCCAAAAUGUCUUUCGUCCCAUCAUCGACCGCCUACCCGCGGACCUCGCCGCCCAGGUCCACGUCUCUUCCGACACGUACAUGAUUCUCUGCGUCAUCGCCGCCAGCCUCGACCCGGCCGGUCGCGUCAUGGAGCUCUCGUCGCCCCUCGCCCUCGCCGGCAUCCCCAUCUUCUUCCUCACCACCUACUACUCAGACUUUAUCCUCGCGCCCACCCACGAGCGGCCCCGCGUCAUUGACGCCCUCUCCGCCCGCGGCUUCGACUGCCUCGAGGGCAACCGCUUCUUCCACCAGGACGCCUCGUACAAGCACCACGACUCCUCCUCCUCCUCCUCCUCCCACGUCCGCUUCUCAGCCACUCCCGACACCCCGCCUGCCAUCAUCGCCGAGCUCCAGCGCAAAACCUUUGAGCUCCUCAAGAAGCGCAACGUCACCCCGUUUGUCGACACCACCCUCGAACUGCUCCUCGCCGGCGGCCGCGACGUCUCCCAGCUGCCCGGCGCCUACGCCUGCUACCCCUCGCCUAACAGGCGCAAGAGCUCGCUGCCCGAGGCCCGCCGCGCCGCCACCUGGGGCGACGGCGUCGACCCCCGCCUCUUCAACUGCAUCGUGUCCGCGCUCGUCUCCCAGCCCAAGUUUCUGUCCGUCACGCUGGCCGAGGAGGACCCGCCCUCGGUGCUCAUGGACAAGAACCUGUUGUCGCUGUUUGGCGACUCGGUCGUCGGCGACUUCAACACGACGCUGAUUCCCAUCUUUUUGAACCUGGAGAGCCUGCCGUCCGAGGUGACGGGCGUGGUGUCGGGCGUCGCGGGGAAGCUGGUCCAGGAGAUGAAGGUCCGGAAUAUGCUGGAAAUGUCGUACUUGUCGACGGCGCGGGCGAGUGCCGUGGUGCUGCCGCAGGAACAGGCAGAGCGCGCGCUGUCGAUUCUAGAUGAAUGCAUGGAAAUGGCCGAGCUUCUGCCAUGA
This is a messenger RNA of Beauveria bassiana ARSEF 2860, 1206 nucleotides long. RefSeq lists its product as uncharacterized. Gene Ontology annotation, biological process: regulation of intracellular signal transduction; cellular response to L-arginine. The record is from RefSeq and is a predicted model, not a curated record. Gene Ontology annotation, cellular component: cytosol. Bases 1 to 1206 code for a protein of 401 amino acids. The transcript has 2 exons. Lineage: Eukaryota; Fungi; Ascomycota; Sordariomycetes; Hypocreales; Cordycipitaceae.